GCGAGCAUCCUUCCAGCCCGCUGGUCCUCCUUCGGCCGGAGGACAGAGCCGCCUCCCGCCCUCCUGCCCAGAGAAGGGACCGCGCCCACCGCUCGCUCGCCCAGCCGCUUCUCGCUCGCCCGCUUUGCUCGCUCUUCUCCCCGGGUCGUCCGUUCCCUCGGUCCGCCCGUCCGUCCGUCCCGUCCGGCUUUCUCCGCCUCUCCGCUCGGCCUCGCGCUCCAUCCCCAGAGCUCCGUCCAGCUGGAAUGAAUAGAUCUGAGCGCCCUUUCCGUGCAGAGGAGAUUCCGCAAGCCCGAGGCGACUUUUCAUGGGGAGCCGUCGCGGCUACCGCCGCCGCCGCCCCGCCGCCCUCCGCAGCCGCCCCUGCCGCGCCUGAUCCGGGGCUCGCUUACCCGACGCCGCCGACGCGUCCCAGCCGGCCCGUCGCCCGCAGCCGAUCCCCCAGCCCCGAGCCCGGCUUCGGCUUCUGCCCCGGCGUCGCUCAGCCCGGAGCUUCGGCUCUCUCGGCUUCCACCGCGGCGGCGGCGGCGGCUCCCCCCAGCAGCCCCGCUCCCAGCCCCGACGCCGCGGCGGCAGCAGCAGCCGCCUCUGCCGGCUAUGGCUACGGCGGCGUCCCGGGCCGCGCCGAGGGCAAGAGCAGCAGCGGAGGAGGCAACGGCGAGGAUUCGCGCAUCCGCCGCCCGAUGAACGCCUUCAUGGUCUGGGCCAAGGACGAGAGGAAGCGGCUGGCCCAGCAGAACCCGGACCUGCACAACGCCGUGCUCAGCAAGAUGCUCGGCCAGGCGUGGAAAGCCCUGAGUACCACUGACAAGCGCCCCUUCGUGGAGGAAGCCGAAAUGCUCAGGAUCCAGCAUUUGCAGGACCACCCCAAUUACAAGUACCGACCCCGCCGGAAGAAGCAGGCCAAGAAAAUCAAGAGGAUGGAACCAAGCAUCCUUCUCCACAAUCUGCCCCAGUCCUGCGGCGAGAAUUUUGCCAUGGGCCACCGCAGCGCCGCCGGAGGAGGCGGCAUUGGCCACUCCCAGCCUCCGCCACUGAACCACUUCCGAGAACUGCGCUCGAUGGGGUCAGAGAUGGAGAACUACGGCCUGCCAACCCCGGAGAUGUCCCCUCUGGAUGUCCUAGAACAGGCGGAGCCGGCCUUUUUCCCGCCGCACAUGCAGGACGACUGCAAUGUGAUGUCCUUUCGCGGGUACCACCACCCUCCUCCUCCUCCUCCACCGCCGAUGGAGUUUUCCCCGGAAAAAAACCUGGGGAGGAACAUGGUCAUGGGGUACCCCCCCAACCCACCCUCCCACCUGGCCGAAGCCAUGAGGACUCCCCACCACCCGUCUGGGAUGUACUACAACCAGAUCUGUGCCGCGGGAGCCCCCAACGGGCUGUCGGCCCACCUGGGCCAGCUGUCUCCUCCUCCUGAAUCGCACCAGCUGGAUGGCGUGGAGCACUUGAACCCGAACGAGCUGUGGACAGAAGUGGACCGCAACGAGUUUGACCAGUAUUUGAAUAUGAGCAGGACUCGUCCGGAUCCUUCUGGCUUCGCCUACCAUAUUUCUAUGUCCAAAGUGACUCCCCGGAGUUGUGAGGAUAACAGCCUCAUCUCAGCUUUGUCCGAUGCGAGCAGCGCUGUUUAUUAUAGCGCCUGUAUCACUGGGUAAACGUUGAAUUAAGGGAGAGGUUUGGGGCAACCCCACAAGCCGGGGGAACCGUUGUCUCCUCUUCUCAAGGAUGCUGGGAAAUUUGAGCGGAGGGACGUGCUCUGGACGAUCCCGGUUCAUUUUCCCAGGAUUCCUUGGGGAAAGCUAGAACAGUGAACCCGGUAUUAAUUGGAGAGGAGAUUGGGACGCAGGCGUAUAAGUAGUCCUCGAGUUGCAACCACUUAUUUAGCGACCAUCCCAACAGCACUUGAAAAAAAGUGACUGAUCCUCGCACUUAUGACCUUUCCAGCAUCAGGUAAUCGCUUGGCCACUGGCACCUGUUUACGACGUUUGCAGGGUCUCACCUGACCGCCGUUUGCAACCUUACCCUGCUGGCUUCUGACAACGCAGUCAAUGGGGGAAGUCAGAUUUGUUUAAUGACCAUCCGAUUCACUUAACAACCCCAGUGAUUCACAAGCUCUGGGGCAAAAAAAAAAAAAAAAGGCCGUAAAAUUGGGCGUGCCUCGCUUAACCGCUGCCUUGUUUAAGUCUUAGUCUCCGAUGCGGUUUGUAAGCCGAGGACUACUACCUCUGUCCGUAGGAAGUGGUUAGAUCAAAAGCAGGCCGUGGAAAUGCUAAUGCUUUGCUCCAAAGAGGAAGAGAUGAGUUUGCUCUUUGCAUGGUGUGUGAGCUUUUGAGCCAUGGAGAAGGAGACGGGACUCAGUUGCCUGUGGAGUAAAGUUCCUAUAAGGAACCUGGAAUAAAUUUUGUACAGAAAAUAUCUCACAGUUUGAAAACCGCUUGAGCUCAACUCCAAAGAAGCGGAGAAAGGGCCUUUUCAUAUUUUAUUUAUUUAUUAUUUAAAUUUUUAUAGCCAGAUAAAAAAUACACAAUAAUACAAUAUAAAUACGAUUAAAAUACAAUAAAAAAACUUAUUAAAUUGGCCAAGAUUAAAAAUUUAAGAUAAAAACCCAUUAAAAACCCAUAAAUUUAAAAACUAACCCAGUUUUACAAAGCUUUAAAUUUGUUCGAGACUUCGUAACAAAAGAUGAGCCUCAUAUUGGCAUCUGUAGUAACUACAGAUGUAGUAAUCUUGGGAUAUAUAUAGUCAUUUCCAGUCUCUACACACCAUCGCCUUCCAAUAAGACUAUGAAUGGCUAACUUUCUUGCCACGUAAUGUGUGAAUCGCCUCUUGGUCUCCUUUCCACAGUGGCUGCAAAGAUCAAAGCAAAACCAGUACAGCUCGCUUACAUUCGAGCCGUCUCCUGCUCUUUUUAUGUUACAGUAGUCCUCAACUUAAGACCACAAUGGAGCCCAAAAAUUCAAUUUGCUCAGGGAGAAAUUCGCUAAGUUGAGUUUUGCCCACGUUUUACGACUUUUAUUGCUGCGUCAGCGAAGCCCUGCGAAGUUGCUAAACUGGUAAAACCAUUGUAACUUCAAAUGGUCACUAAAUGAAUCGUAAGUCGAGGACGACGUGUUACCUGUACACAGACAGGCGGGAAAUUUCUCCUCUCCAAGGAAAGCCAGAACGUGGCCGGUUGCUAUCGUAGUCUGCCCCAUAACUGCCUCCCCGCUCUCUAACCCCUCCCCAAGGUGCACCAGGUUGCCCCAAACCUCUCUUUUGAUAUGUUAAACCUGCAGUAUUUUAGACUAUCUCAUUAAUGGCAUUGCUUUCUUUUUUUUAAAACAAACCAACCAACAAAUAAGGCUGAAGAACUGAUAUACCGUACUGCUGUAUAGCACAAGGAAAUGGUUCAAAACAGAAAAUGCAAUCUUAAGGUUCUAUAUAUGCUGGACAGGGGUACCUGUUGCUGGCUUUUUGCAGGUAAAGGCAGGGAAGGAAUUCAGGCAGGUACUUGCUGAGCUCCUCAUGAAUAAUAUUCAUCCACACCAGAGUUUCUUGGCGACUUUAAAACCUAGGGGCUUCGACUCCCAGAAUUCCCCAGCCAGCAUUGAAUUCUGGGAGUUGAAGUCCACACGUCUUAAAAGUUGCCACGGUCAUUUUCACAAUUCGGCCUUGGAGCAAACAGUAUCGUUUGAAUUCCUUUCCCGCUACCUAGAAGGUAUCCGGUAUUGAACGACCUGCGCCAGUCCCUCCUCUGCCGUAAUCGAAAAAAAGGUUUGUUUUCAAGGGUUUUAACCCUGGUUUCUAAAUCAAGAAAAACCCCAGACUGUUUUGCCCUCCCCACUCCCGCCCCCCAAGAUAAGAUUCAGUAAAAGAGUCAGCUAAAUUUUGAAAUGGUGAUAGUUGGAUCUCAGCAAUAUCCACAGAGUCGGGCCAGUGGUGAAAUCAACAUGGCGGUUUGCAAAGGUUGCGUUUCAAAAAAAAAAUUGGGGUCAUUGCAGGGAAUCAUCGGUGAAAAAAUGCGAAGCCUGUGCUGCAUUGCUGGAAUGCGUGAUUUCUUGCGAUGAACGCAUUAAUUGUUGGGAUGUUUCAUAAGGCUGGACGUUGUAGGGGAUAAAACAAAGAGAGGAAGGUAGCCGGAAGUGAUUAAAAGAGUGAAGAAGGGGAAGUGUUGGGAAAGUUGUAAAGAAAGGCAAGAGGCUUUCUGGAUUAUGCCCGUUUGCUUGGCUCUUAAUCCACGGAAUUUUAGAACUAAGGGACACAGAAAGGUCAUCUAGUCCAGCCCUAUGCGACAGGAAGGAAAUGCAUUGAUUUAAAUCCCUUCCAAGUGGCUUCUUACUCCACCCCGCCUUGUUUUGCGAUUCCUGGAGUGCGAUUCUAGGCAGGUGUAGAAUUUAUUCCACAGAUUUUUGCUAUUUGUAGGUGAAAGUCCCACUUAAAUGACAUCGGCGCAAGAGAUUUGGGAGGUGGGGGUGGGGGGUAAACUGAGGGCAGGUCUCUUUGUCUGCAAAGCUUCAGCCGUGUGUGGAUUUUGAACCCUUGGCUAAUUGCCAAGUGUGUGUGUAUGGGCACGUAUUUGAAGCUGAUGUUUUUAAAGCAGUGUUUCUCAACUUGGAAGAUACAUGGACUUCAACUCCCAGAAUUCCCCAACCGGCUAUGACCGGCUGGGGAUUUCUGAGAGAUGGAGUCCACGCACCUUCAAAUUGGCAUGGCUGAAAAAAACGCUGCUUUAAAUCCGAUUUUAAAGCCAGACGGAUGUUUUUUGACUCUCCAUCUUAGCCUUCCAACAUUAUUUUCCCUGCAAAGUUUGCAAAAUGUGAGGUAUUCUGUGUGUAAAGCACCCACCCACACACACACGCACGUCUUCAAAUCCUCCUUACACAGGAUAUAAUCGUGGUCCAAGAUGGAACUAUAACCCCGUUUGGAACGUUAACCGAAAACUGCACCACGCAUGAAAAAAGUGAACAUGUCAAUCUUUAAAAUGCACACUUUCAUAAGUGAACGAUGCGAGUGUUAAAAUCCAGAACGAGCCUUUUUCAAUGUUAUGAAGGAACCGGGAUAAUUUUAGAGUGCCCCUUACCACUUAUUUCCCACCGUAUCAGAGCAUUCUCUUUGGUUUGGACAAAUCUAUAUUUUUUAACUAAGCUUUUUUUUUUAUAAAAAAAAAUUAUCUUAUCUAUAAAUAAUAUUUAAGCUGUUCAGGCAUUUUAUACUACGUCUUCUCUCUCUCUCUCUCUUUCCCUCGUAAUCGAUAAAAAGGGUAAUCACAGUGUUGAAAAGCACCUAUGUAGCAAAUAACGGAAGACGCAGCAGCUCUUAAGCUUCACGGGAGAGGUUGUCAAAUCCUCUGGAAUUUGGGGUUCGCGGGGGGGGGGGAAAUCCGCAGCCACCCUCCGAAAUUCCCAGCGAGCGUUUCGAAGGAUCCCACUUGGGUCUAUUGACCUACAGCAUCGCAGGGACACAUGUUGGAGCAUCGGACGGAAUCCAGCGCCUUGUUUCGCUGCCUGGUUAAUUAUUAGAACAUCUUUUCCUAAUUGCGCGACUCUCAUGCGCUUGUUAUGUGAACACAUGUUCCAGUUCUCCCACCCGCACCAACUGAUGUUGCCCCCCCCCCAAGUGUUUCCAGAUUUCUUUCUGGCAGCCGUUAUCCGUGUUUCGUCUCCACGUUGGCCUUCGUGGGAACCUCCCCCGCCAAGAGACGCUGUCAAAGAUGCGAAUGGACUGGUACUUCAAACCCAGGGGAUGAUAUAAAUAUAUAUAAAUAUAUAUAUAUAAACGGGCUGAUGUUCAGUAUGGCAAGUUUGGGAUGUGUUGGCACGGAAGGAAGCGUCUGUUCUCAGCAUGGAAAAACUCGAAUAAAACACCGUGAUAUUCUUUUCUCAG
This is a messenger RNA of Ahaetulla prasina, 5862 nucleotides long. It is a transcript of the gene SOX18, whose product is annotated as SRY-box transcription factor 18. Gene Ontology annotation, molecular function: RNA polymerase II cis-regulatory region sequence-specific DNA binding; DNA-binding transcription factor activity, RNA polymerase II-specific. Lineage: Eukaryota; Metazoa; Chordata; Lepidosauria; Squamata; Colubridae. The coding region runs from base 246 to 1655 and encodes 469 amino acids. The record is from RefSeq and is a predicted model, not a curated record. The transcript is spliced from 2 exons. Gene Ontology annotation, biological process: positive regulation of transcription by RNA polymerase II; angiogenesis; lymphangiogenesis.